Molecule: messenger RNA, 1693 nt
Organism: Nasonia vitripennis (jewel wasp)
Lineage: Eukaryota; Metazoa; Arthropoda; Insecta; Hymenoptera; Pteromalidae
Product: retinol-binding protein pinta-like
Exons: 6
Coding region: 270-851 (193 amino acids)
Cellular component (GO): membrane
Molecular function (GO): phosphatidylinositol bisphosphate binding
Source: RefSeq, a predicted model, not a curated record
CUAUGGUCAAGCAAUUUGUUUCGAUUCAUCUGAAAAAGUCUCGUUAAAAAGUGCCAUCCAACAAUGUACCUCAGCAGAGUGCACAUCGCUGCAAUCGGAAAAUUCGGAGUGACAUUCAUUUUAAAGUCGACAUAGAAUUCAAGCAGGUAUAUAGCGAACAACAAAUCUUUAUUUUCGCUGUUAUACGGAUCAGCGCGCGUCGCUCACCCGCCUAACCGACGAAACUAAGAGGGGUAUCGUAAUGAUAAUCACAGAGUAUCAAAGGCGCCAUGAACUCCGUAUCCAUCAACGAAGAGAUGAAGAAAAAUCCAGAAUUGAAGGAGGAUAUCAAGGUCUUGGAAGAAUGGAGCGGUGGUCUGCUUCAUUUGCCGAAAAUUAGCGAAAGCGACUUCGCGCUUUUCCUUCACUGCAAUUCUUACGAUGUAGAAGCCACGAAAGAGCACAUCGAGAACUUCUACACCAUGAGGACUCAUCUGCCCGAGUUUUUCGCCGACAGAGAUCCAGAGAAAAACGCAACGUUGAGGAAAACGUUUGAUAGAGUGAGCGUCAUUUCUCUGGAAAAGUGUACCAAGGAAGGCUACGAAAUAAUUCUGGCGCGCUUGAUCGACACCGACGCCGACAACUACGUUUUCAACGAUGCCAUCAAGUAUCUUAACAUGGUUCUGGACAUCUGCGUCCACGAGGAAGGAACCAGUGACGGAUACGUGAUCGUCGUCGAUUUGAACGGAGCCAAUAUCUCGCACACAACUCGCUUGACCUGGCUGGGGUUGAAAAAAUUCAUGCUCUAUAUCCACAAGGCGGCUCCGAUCAAAUGGUCUUCACUACAUCAACACUGGAAAAUCUUCCAAUGAGUUGGAGGACUUCGUUGUGGAGAAAAUCGUGAAUAGUAUUUUCAUUGCAAGGCAUCCGUCUGUAUCAUCUGAGAUAAUUCUAAAGCGGAAUGCCCUUUGAGCGGACAAUCCAAACUUCACAGCUGAAUUAAACUAUAUUCACGCAACAUGCAUAUAAACUGUUCGUUCAAUUUGGAUUCUGUAUAUGGAAGAUACGACAGAUCUCAAAUAGUUACUAAGACUAGCAAAGGCCAGAGGGUUUGCAGGGAAAUAAAUGAAGAUUUUUAGUUUCAGAAGAUCUCUUUGCACUCAUCAAUGGAAAAAGGACCGGUACAGACUCUUCAUAAAGCUGAGAUCAAGAAGCUCGAGAGUUACCGCAAUUGGUUCUUGAAGUCCGAGACACAAUUCAAGGUCGAUGAAACGCUGAGAGCUGGAGGACCAAUGGAUGCAGACAAAUUAUUCGGCGCUGAUAUGCCUAAUUUUAGAAAUCUCGACAUUGAUUAAUCAACGCGCUAUAAUCUGAAAAUCCUAUACCUUUUGUGAUGCUAGUUUUUCUAGAAAAAUUGUCAGAAAUGAAAAUUCGUGGAAUUUAAAAUAAUUUUUGACAUUUAAGAUGAAAGCCUUGAAAAGACUGACGUAGAAAAUCAGAACUGGUUUUCUGCCUGGAUAGUGUCAUCACCGGAUAUUCUAUAAUACUUGCAUGGUUAAAUCAUCGAAAGGACUGAUUAUAGCAUUUGGAUUUAUUUUAAGUGAUGCAACGUUAUAUAAAACCAACAUCAUAAUGUAUCGUCAUUGUAAGACAUUGGCUGAGUUAUAAAUAAAAUGAAAUCAAGCAAAUAUUCCUAAGUGUAAGAAAACUAAAA